AUGGCAGCCUCAUCCCAGGAGGAGUCGGAGGGCAACAAUGGCCUUUCGUUUCGAAGCGACAAUUUACAGCAACUCCUCCUGUUGCAGACCCUCGGCUUGGAGAGUCCCUCAGAUGAUGCCAGACUGCUGGAUUUGCAACGCCAGCUCGACGACGUUUCUGCCGAACUGGAUCUCAAGAAAAAGUCCUACGCCCAAGUGGCUGAGAAAGCGCGGCAGCGAGAUGCCGAGCUGCAAAAGCGGCAGGCACAGCUCAAGGCACAGCUACAAAGGUUUCAAAAAUUCAUAUACACCAACGAAGAAAAGACCACGCGGGCCAACCGCAGGGCAUCAAACGAGAGAGAGACUAGCCAAAUCAAGGAAAAAGAAAUAGCCACAUUGAAGAGACAAUUAUCUGUAGAUGAAAUUGCCUGCGCCGCGAUGGAAUCACAAAAAUUUCACGAUUACCUGAACACCGUAUCUAAAGCGAGUUCAGAGUUUCUGUCCGUCAGAGAUAUCAUUGCGCGGUUUGAAGUCCUCUCCUCAGUGCAUUCCAACCUCCUACAAAGCAAUGAAAAGACCAUCAGCCAGAUGGAUAUCCUCCGGCAACAACUACAAGAUUAUAAAUGCACGCAAGCUGCUAAGAUCCUUGAAGCCAGUAACAAAGUUGCUGUGUAUCAGCGUGAACUUGAGGCGCUUGAGAAAGAGAUGGCUGCACUCUCUGCAAAGGCUGAGGAAGCAAGCAGGGACUCCUUUAACACAUCUCUUCAGCUUGAGAAAGUCCUCCUCGCUGUCGAAAACAUGUUCGCCACCUGUACUACCGCUAGGCCAAGCCUUCAACACGGGCGUACUGCUUGGGAAAAGCAACGUAGAGACAUCGCGGCUGAGACAGGGAGCCACGAGGCGAAGGAACAUAUGGGGAGCAAGCGUCACAAGCUGAAGCAGGAAAAGACCGAGAUCGAAACAACAGAAAAGUUGCAGCUGCAGCGGCGCUGCCGUUACUCACUGGAGCUCCUAGCUGCCAUUCGUUCAUUCAUUACGGACUUCAGAGAAAUCGAAGAGCAGCUAAACAGAGGAGAAAAGAAGAAGCAGAAGUCAAACAGAACGGUCAAUAUGGCUGUUGACAAGUCGGAUGAGGAUGAAGUGGAGUUUGUGGCUACGCGACUGCUGGCGAGCCUCCGUGCGGAGACCACCAGCGCCAAUGCUGAUAUCACCCGAAAGACCGCUUCCAGGAAGUUCACAGAGGAGAAUAGUGGAACCCAACAAUCCAUGUACAAUAAUGGAGGAAAGGAACAAAGUCAACAGUAA
Cyclospora cayetanensis is the source of this 1284-nucleotide messenger RNA. RefSeq names its product cilia- and flagella-associated protein 73. The record is from RefSeq and is a predicted model, not a curated record. Bases 1 to 1284 code for a protein of 427 amino acids. The transcript is spliced from 7 exons. NCBI's taxonomy places the organism in Eukaryota, Apicomplexa, Conoidasida, Eucoccidiorida, Eimeriidae.